Molecule: messenger RNA, 2064 nt
Organism: Galendromus occidentalis (western predatory mite)
Lineage: Eukaryota; Metazoa; Arthropoda; Arachnida; Mesostigmata; Phytoseiidae
Product: probable palmitoyltransferase ZDHHC1
Exons: 1
Coding region: 247-2064 (605 amino acids)
Biological process (GO): peptidyl-L-cysteine S-palmitoylation; protein targeting to membrane
Cellular component (GO): Golgi apparatus; endoplasmic reticulum
Molecular function (GO): protein-cysteine S-palmitoyltransferase activity
Source: RefSeq, a predicted model, not a curated record
GCGAUGCGCUGUCCGCAGUGCAGUGGAGUUACAUUACGGACAGUUUCGGUGCUCGAUCCUGUGAUCGAAACGAUCAUGAGCCGGAUCAUCGAGAUGUGCUACGCUUAUCGAUGAAUUGUCGGAAACGACGCUUGCAUUCGGCUCACCGAGGGUAGCGACCGGAUAACAUCCCGCGGUUCAGGCGGUCCGUCCCCCCUCGAAGGUCUCUCCUGCGAGCAGAUGAGCUGAACUUGACCACAUUUCAAAAUGUCCAAGUUCUCGAGAUCCUGCUUGAACUGCUGUCGGCGAGUUCUCGAUUACCGGCUCAACCCACAGAUGUCACUGGGCCCUGAUCAGUGGUACCGUCGGAAUGGUUUUUCGCUGCCGCUGCACCCGUUCCAGCUAGCGGCCUGGUUCAUGUUGGGAAUCUUCCUCUUCCUCUACUAUACGGCUCUGAUCCCCAACGUAUCGAGCUCGUGUGCCCAACGAAUUCUCAUCAUCGUCAUGACGGUAGGCGUAUCCAUUCAUAUCCUGUCGCACGUUGUCUGUAUGGCGAUCAAUCCCGCCGACUACAGUGUCCUCGCGAAAAACUUCCAAGGCCGUAGGCCGUUUGACAGAAGCAAGCACAAACAUGUGAUAGAGAACCAGUACUGCUAUAUCUGCGAAACGAGGGUCGGUGCUAAGAGCAAGCACUGUUCGGCGUGCAACAAGUGCAUCGGAGAAUUCGAUCAUCACUGCAAAUGGCUCAACAAUUGCGUCGGAGUCCGUAAUUACCGCUGGUUCUUGCUCUGUGUUAUAUCGGCGUUGUUCUGCUCGCUUCUCAUCGUAGGUCUGAGCGGCCGUCUAUUCUUCGAGCACAGCAUCUCGGUCACGGACCUGAAACGUGCCGCUAUCGAGCAGAACAACUGCGAGCCGUUCGUUCAGCAUUCCAACUGUACACUCUCAUCGGUGCCGGUGAUCCAUCGCUUCUUCGCGAGCUCCCGCAUCGACUACAAGCUCUACGUUUUCAUUCUUCUGACAACAAUCAUUCUGUCGUUAGCAGCUACGUUACUUCUCACACAUCUGCUGUUUUUCCACAUUUUCCUCUGGAAGAAGAAAAUGUCUACCUACGAAUACAUCGUCUCUAAACGGGAUACGCUGCGUCAUCAGCAGGAUCAACUCGGCUACACCGAGAGAACCGUGUGUUGUUGCUUUAAACGCAAGCAGAAAAUCAAUCAGAUCCGCCCAUCUUCGUUGGCGAACGUUGAGGACACUAUACGACCCGACAACGCCAACGUCCAGCAGAACUCUUCCCAACAAGAAGCGACCCAAGCGCCCCAACAAUUCGACAUGGAGAGAAUCGAGAAGGAGAACCUGGCGCGCAAAGCCAGCUCUAGCCAUUCGCAAGUGUCCCGCAUGGCCAGCAAUAAAUCUCAUACAUCGUCGGUGAUCACGCAAGAUGACCUGAAGCGCAAAGGAUCUUUCGCGGCCGGCGAUGUCUAUAUCGGAACCCCGACCGCCGAAGUGAUGGUCGCCGAUGAGAUCAGUCGGAGGAGCGCGUCGCUCCAUCGGCAAGAGUCUCUGCAACGACAAGACUCGCUGCAGCGACAGGAAUCUCUACCUCAGGAUCCGCCCGAGGUCGGAUCGGAUAGACCCGGCUCGUUGGAAGGAAGUCGCUCGGGGCGUUCAAUAUCUCAGUUGUCGCUCAACAAAAAUCAAUAUCCCUCUAGUGAAAGCGUCCAUCUACCUAUAGAGGCAGACGUCGUCAUUUGUCAGGGCGACAGCACGCACGAGGCCCUGAGCAAAGGGCAUAGCAUGAUGAAUCUUUUGCCCCAGAAUUCCGCCGAUUCCGCUUGCAACGCCGAUGAGGAAGAGCUGAACGCUCCGUCCGAGGACGCUGAAAAUAGACCUAAGAGGCGUAACCACGAUUCAGGUUAUUCAGAGAAGACCAAGCGCAGCCCUAAAUCCGAAGAGAUCGACGAACAUGAAAAGAAAGUCGACCCGCUCAUGCUGAAAGCCAUGGAGCGAGCCAUGAUGCGACCGCAAACGCUGCCCGUGACAGUCUCACCUCUGAUAGGCAAUAAUCUGAGUCCCGUGAACGCGUGA